AUGGUGAGCGCCCAUCGCACAGGGUCCUCAAAUCGCAUGCAGGCAGCUGGGCAUCUUCGGCCUCAUGACCACAAGAAGGAUGGCGAGCGCGGCUGCGGCUUUCAGCUGCUUUGUGCCAGCUGUGGCUUUCCCUGCAGAAAUCGCUCCGAGUCCUGGGUGCAUACCAAGGCGACCGGACACGAAGGUUUCUACCGGCCCGGCGAUGGAGCAAAAGACCACCGCUUCCUGCCGAUGACUUGCGCAACGUGCGGCUUUGAAUGCAUCAGCCGAGCGGAAUCAUGGGAGCACACCAUGGCCACAUGGCACGAGGCGUUCCACAGCGCUGAGGAGAACACGCAGGAGACAGGGCGCCGUUGCUUCAACGUGAACAACAAGCAGCCGGGCGACCUCGAGGGAAGUACUUUGCAACAUCUCCUUGAAGUCUUGGAAGUAGCCAGCAAGAAAGCUGGGAUGGUGUCCAGCGCAGAGAUUGCAGGCCCACGGACUCCGUGUGUCAGACCGCAGUGUGGCCGACAGGUGGGCAGCCAGGACUUCGGCGGCUUCUGCUCGAAGGGCUGCCGGGAGCAGCCAUCCAGCUCCGAAGCCUUCUGCAGCCCCGCCUCGGAGGAGGAGUGGAACACCAUCAAGUCGCAGCUGACUCAGAACUGGAGUCCCGACGAAGCGCGGGGACCUGCCUUGUCCCCACACGCGAUCUACAAGAUUCAUGCUUCUUCGGAGAUGAUCGGGCGGUUCAACAGGAGAUGUCGGCGCAUCGGCAAGAUCACAGAGGCGGGAGCGAUCGACAGCCUGGGAAACCAGAGGCAGAUGCUGCACGGCACUCGACAGCUAUGCAGCAGUUCAUUCUCGGGCCGGCCGUGCACACAAUCAGGCUGCUCUGCCUGUUGCAUUAUGCGCAAUGGCUUUGACAUCUCCCAUCUGGGCAAGUGCACCGGCAAUAGGGGAGCCUUUGGCGCUGGGCACUACUCUACCUCUGUGUGCUCCACUGCCCUGGGCUAUGGGAACGUCGUCCUCAUAUGUAAAGUGGCAGCUGGGGCCUCUCAACAGGCCUCCUUGCCGACGUCGCAGUCGCUCCCUCCAGGAUACCACUCGCGAAACGUUAUUAAGAAGAGCGGGGUGGAUGAACUCAUGGUGGAGUGCGACGACCAGAUGCUUCCUGAAUACCUGAUCCAGUUCUGA
Molecule: messenger RNA, 1176 nt
Organism: Symbiodinium natans
Lineage: Eukaryota; Dinophyceae; Suessiales; Symbiodiniaceae
Source: the annotation of a GenBank genome assembly